CUCGACGCGCCUUGUGCUCUCUCGUUGACUCUCCCGUUCCUCCCCCACACACCCACCUCCCGUCGUUCAUUACCUUCUGCAAUCCGUUAUCCGCCAUGGGUGCCAAUCUCUCGAAGGCUCUGGGGAAGAUUUUUGGGAACAAGGAGAUGCGGCUGUUGAUGCUGGGGCUUGACGCUGCGGGCAAGACGACUAUCCUCUACAAGCUCAAGCUGAACCAGUCUGUCACGACCAUUCCGACUGUCGGGUUUAAUGUGGAGACGGUGACAUACAAGAAUGUCAAGUUCAACGUCUGGGAUGUCGGAGGCCAGGACAAGAUUCGGCCUCUGUGGCGGCAUUACUACACUGGCACCCAGGGUCUCGUGUUCGUCGUCGACAGCCAGGACCGCGAGCGCAUAGACGAGGCGAAGCAGGAGCUCCACCGUAUAUUGAGUGACCGCGAGAUGAAGGAGUGUCUCUUGUUGGUGUUUGCGAACAAGCAAGAUCUGCCCGGAGCCAUGUCGCCAGCUGAGGUCACGGAGAAGUUGGGCCUCCACCGCAUGCGUGAUAGGUCAUGGUAUGUUCACCCCAGUUGCGCGACUACGGGAGAGGGUCUGUUCGAGGGUCUUCAGUGGCUCUCGCAGAACGUGAAGAAACGCCAGGCGUAAACUGGUCGCCCUCCACUUCAUACCGGAAAAUUGGUUGGGAUUCCCCUCUGGUCUGAUCUAUACCCCGACACGUCUCUGGUGAUCUCGACUAUAUAACGGCCCGCAUGACGCACGAUCGCUCGCACGACGGACAGCCAGUCCACACGUUUCCCGCUCUCGCCACCCACUCCUGUUAGCUGCCGCUUGCCUUACUUACAGUUUCCUUCUCUCUUCCCUAUGUUCAUGUGUUACCCCCUUCACCGAUGAUACACCUAUGUACUCGCACUUUAAUGGAUGGGCCUCCGCCUGCUUCGUGUCCCGGUCAGAACUGCCGUCUUGCGUCUCGCGUCGUUAUAGCUGUGCUCAGUCUCACUAUCA
Molecule: messenger RNA, 1001 nt
Organism: Trametes versicolor FP-101664 SS1
Lineage: Eukaryota; Fungi; Basidiomycota; Agaricomycetes; Polyporales; Polyporaceae
Product: ARF/SAR
Exons: 6
Coding region: 96-644 (182 amino acids)
Biological process (GO): intracellular protein transport; vesicle-mediated transport
Cellular component (GO): cytoplasm
Molecular function (GO): GTP binding; GTPase activity
Source: RefSeq, a predicted model, not a curated record